Corylus avellana is the source of this 770-nucleotide messenger RNA. The record is from RefSeq and is a predicted model, not a curated record. NCBI's taxonomy places the organism in Eukaryota, Viridiplantae, Streptophyta, Magnoliopsida, Fagales, Betulaceae.
UUCACGGAUCACCUCUACACCGCCUUGGAGCAAGCCAGAAUUAACUGCUUUACAGAUGACGAUGAGCUUCCAAGAGGAAGGGACAUUUCUACCGAACUACCCAAUGCCAUACAACAAUCAAGGAUUUUUAUUGUGGUUUUUUCCAAAGGCUAUGCUUCCUCUAGUUGGUGCCUUAAAGAGCUUGCGGAGAUAGUUCGCUGUACGAAUGCUAUAGGCCGGAUUCUUAUUCCAAUAUUUUAUCACGUGGACCCUUCAGACGUUCGAAAACAAACUGGAACUUUUGCUGAAUCAUUUAUUAGGCAUGAAGAGGAGUAUCAAAAUGAUACGGAGAGGGUGCGGAGCUGGAGAAGAGCUCUUACUAGGGCUACAGACUUUUCCGGCUAUGAUCUCAAGGCUGUAAAUGGGUAUGAGUCAAGGCUCAUCAAAUUGAUUGUUGAAGAAGUUUGGCUUCAGAUGUCAUCUAGGGAGCCGCCGAAAUGCUACUGUGGUCUGAGAACACAUCUAACGACUUCAUGGACCGACGAUAAUCCGGGAAGGCGUUUCUUCGGAUGCGCUCGAUAUGGCGAACAAUCACAUUGCAAUUUUUUUGAUUGGUAUGAUCUACCAAUUUGUGAACGCGGCGCUAAGCUUAUAAUUGAAAUGAGGGAAGAGAUACUCGAAAUGAGGGAAGAGAUUGAGAUGUUGGAAGGGCAACUUCAUUAGCAAGCGGCAAAAUAGAGGCGCUCACGUACGUGUCCAUUUAAUUGUGUCAUGAAGCUUAUAAUUAUUGU